AUGACAACGGUUUCAAUAAACGAUCAGGACUGUGCCGUGGACAGAGCGAUACUUACGAAGACCAAGUCAAUUGCAGUAGCUCCUGUAGUCGAUCUUCAGAAAGAGCGUGAGAUUGAUGAGGUUAUGGAGUUCCUCAAGUUUAGUGUCAAGCCGAGUACGAGUUUUGGGGGCACGAUCUUGUUCAAGUUCAAGACCUCUGAUGACGCCGUGCCAAAGUCCACGUAUGCUGUGGAAAUAAAUGAUACGAAGCAGGUGGUUACGCAAAAGAACGUGAGCGCUAGUGACGUGCAUCCCAAGUGCGAAGUGACCAUUUCCAUGGACGACUUUUUGUGGAUUUACUCGGGAAAGGCGACCAGCUCCGAUUUGAUUAAGCUUUUCUACGCUGGACGCGUAGCCAUCAGUGGAUACGCAUUCAGAUCAGUGUCAAAGUUUGCCCAGAGCUUUGAUUUCUCGUCCGAAAAGUGGCAAAGCUUUUAUGCCUGGCGGAAGAUGCAGAAUGAGAAGAACGAUUGCAAUCGAUCGCCGGGUGUGUUAGAGAAGGUGAAGAAUAUUGGCUCAAUGUCGAGCGAUUACUGGUAUAGCCAUGUCAGGACUAUAUUAGACGGCUACAACUGGACCGGACUGCAACGUAUGCUGUGGGAGACGUCGCUGACAAAUUUGUUUGGAGUAAAGGUUGUUUUGGAUAGUAUGCGGCAUACACCAGUCCGUAACAAGAAAGACAACUUUGACAGAUUCACCGAUAUUGCAAAUGUUGUUGGUGGUGGAUCUGUGUCGGCGGUAUUGAAACGACGCGCGACAGGCGCAAUCACACCAGGUCAGCUUCACUACGAGCGAAAAAUGCGCGCAGAGCUAAAGCGCUUUUUGUGCCCUUGUGCUAAACAGUCGGCUGCGGUUGUCGAGUCGCUUGCGCUGGACAAUUCUAAGCAGACGGCGCGUGUCAUGUUUGACUUUUUCGACGAGGACUACGUUGUGGAUGUGAAGCGCAGUGCGAGAGAGCGUCAGCAGCGUCGCCACCACCGCAAUCGCGUUGAUCUAGGUGAUGCCGGUAUGGCGCAACUGGACAAGCUCGUCCAGGUAAUUGGGAAGGGUGGUCAUUCAAAUUUGAAGCGAGAUAAUCGGUCCAAGUACGUGCCGGCACCCGAGCUUCUCCUGCGUGAGUUUCGUAUCAACGUGACUGUACUUAUGGACAUUCUGAAGGAGAAAGCAUCAGGUCGCAAGUCCCUCCACAAGAUCCCUGCGCCGCAAAUGGAGUGGCUAGUGCGCAAUGGGCAUACGGGUAACAUGAUGAUUACGGAGAGCAACAGCAAGAUGGCGACUGUCCCGUCUCUUUAUUCGUCUGCACUGCCGAGCUUGCCUCAAAGUAUAAUAGUGGAAGUGGAUCGCGCUAAGAUCGCACGGAAUCGAAAACGCUUUGACAUACCCAAGCAGCGUAUGAAGGCCAAGUUUGCGAAGAUUUCCCGCGAGUUGUCUAAUCAACGGAAUCCCGCUAUGAGUAAUAUGGACGAUUACUUGUUAUUGUCCGACUACCUGUAA
Messenger RNA from Peronospora belbahrii, 1533 nucleotides. The record is from the annotation of a GenBank genome assembly. Lineage: Eukaryota; Oomycota; Peronosporomycetes; Peronosporales; Peronosporaceae.